UUUGUGAUUGACAGGGCGGUGACGGAUCCGAGGGACGGUAGAAGAGUGGCCUUGAAAAAACUGCCGAACGUCUUUCAGAGCCUCGUGAGUAGCAAACGGGUCUUCAGGGAGCUGAAGAUGCUCUGCUUCUUCAAACACGAAAACGUCCUCUCGGCCCUGGACAUCCUUCAGCCACCGCACCUGGAUUUCUUCCAAGAAAUGUAUCCUUUUCUAUAGCCAGACAACGCGGCCAAAACUGGUUUGCCUUUCGGGGAAGUCUGAAAACGCUGAUUCUUUCACGGCGACCCGCGUUUCCGGGACAUUGUACCGCUUCCCUCUGCCGAGUAAGUUUUCAACAUCGAAAUACCCCGAGGAAUUCCUCUCCGCGUGGAGGUACCGCGAUUUUUAAGAACGUUGUUCGACCUCGCCAUUUUGCCUUCCUCUCCUUUCUCCACUUUUCUGUCACUUUUCUGAAAAUUCAGAGAUCUCGUCUCGUACGAAAAGUAGUUUGGAGAAAUUUGGGGUUUUUACGGGUUGAGAGUAGAAAGAGUUUGAAGCGAUAUAUAGGAAUUGCGAGGCAAUAGUAAUGGCGUACGCGGAUGGGUAAGAUUUCUACUUUCUUUCUCUC
Molecule: messenger RNA, 607 nt
Organism: Frieseomelitta varia
Lineage: Eukaryota; Metazoa; Arthropoda; Insecta; Hymenoptera; Apidae
Product: serine/threonine-protein kinase NLK-like
Exons: 2
Source: RefSeq, a predicted model, not a curated record